GGAUUCUGGAAUGGCCACUAUAGAGACCACACCUUCAAGAGCCAGAGGUGCUUUCUCUCUGGACAGUUUUAUGAAUACAUAAGGAGGUUCUGUCCCCACUCCCUUCGCAACCGCAUCUUAUUGAUGCCGGGAGGAAGGACAGAGUGAGCCUGCUAUGCCUUGUCCCCUUUUCACACCACUCUUGCCCUGAGUCAUUGGAAUUCAGUGGAUCAGAUGGAGCCUGAACGUCAUCAAGAAGGUAAUGAGCCGAAAAGAUCAUGUCUGAAAUACAAGGAACGGUUGAGUUUUCGGUAGAGCUACAUAAAUUUUAUAAUGUGGAUCUCUUUCAGAGAGGGUAUUACCAGAUCCGAGUGACCUUGAAGGUGUCUUCAAGGAUCCCCCACAGACUGAGUGCCUCCAUCGCUGGGCAGACAGAGAGCAGCAGCCUGCAUUCAGCCUGUGUCCAUGACAGCACCGUGCACAGCCGGAUCUUUCAGAUCUUAUACCGGAAUGAAGAGGUACCCAUAAAUGAUGCUGUGGUCUUCCGAGUUCAUUUGCUCUUGGGUGGUGAAAGGAUGGAAGACGCACUGAGUGAAGUAGAUUUUCAACUCAAGGUGGAUCUGCACUUUACGGACAGUGAACAGCAGUUGAGGGAUGUGGCUGGGGCACCGAUGGUCAGCAGCCGAACACUUGGCCUGCACUUCCACCCCCGGAAUGGUCUGCACCACCAGGUCCCGGUCAUGUUCGACUAUUUCCACCUGUCUGUGAUCUCGGUGACCGUCCAUGCUGCCCUGGUGGCUCUGCAGCAGCCAUUGAUCAGUUUUACUCGUCCAGGAAGAGGCUCCUGGCUUGGUAAAGGUGGCCCGGACACCGGACAAGAACAGUCUAUCAUUUCUCUGGAAAACUUGGUCUUUGGAGCUGGGUACUGCAAGCCGACUUCCUCAGAGGGAAGCUUCUACAUCACCUCUGAGAACUGCAUGCAGCACGCACACAAGUGGCACCGAGACCUGUGCCUGUUGCUCCUCCACGCUUACCGGGGACUCCGUCUCCACUUCCUGGUGAUCAUGCGGGACAUCCCAGAGCUGCCACACACGGAGCUGGAGGCCCUUGCUGUUGAAGAAACACUUUCUCAGCUGUGCUCAGAGCUACAGAUGUUGAACAAUCCAGAGAAGAUCGCUGAGCAGAUAAGCAAGGAUCUGGCCUGGCUCACGUCCCACAUGAUGGCUCUGUGGACCCAGUUCCUGGACACAGUCACUCUGCACUCCCAAGUGACCACUUAUCUCACCCAGGAACACCACACCCUGAGGGUCCGAAGGUUUUCUGAGGCCUUCUUUUACAUGGAGCACCAAAAACUUGCAGUCCUGACAUUUCAGGAGAAUCUGAUACAGACGCACAGCCAGCUGUCCCUGGAUAUCCGGAACUCGGAGUACCUCACCAGCAUGCCCCCGCUGCCUGCAGAGUGCCUGGACAUCGACGGCGAUUGGAACACCCUGCCUGUGAUCUUUGAGGACAGAUACGUGGACUGCCCUGCGACAGGGCAUAACUUGAGUGUUUAUCCUAAUUUUGAUGUUCCAGUGACAAGUCCUACAAUAAUGAAUCUGAAAGACAAAGAAGAUAACUGUAUGGUAAAUAGCAAUUUAUCUUUUAGGGAAGACCUUGUCUUGUCUACCAUAAAACCAUCCCAAGUGGAUUCUGAUGAAGAAGUUAUAAGGUGUCCAGAGCCGGCUGAGAAUGUGGCCACACAAAAUCAUAUGGACAUGUGCUCUGAAUCUCAGGUGUAUAUAUCAAUUGGUGAAUUUCAAAACAAAGCAGGUGUGCCUGAAGAUGAAUGUUGGACUGGCCAAACAUCUGAUGCUGGGACAUAUCCAGUGGCAGAUGUGGAUACUUCUAGAAGGAGUCCAGGUCCAGAGGAUGGACAGGCCCCAGUGCUGACCUACAUUGACGUAAAAUCUAGCAAUAAGAACCCCUCCAGAGCUGAACCCCUGGUGGCCUUCAAUGCUCAGCAUGAGAGUAGGAGCGCUAGAGAUAAGUAUGGAUUAGACAGGACUGGGCUAAGCAAAGUGGUAGUAGGUGGAAGCCACCAAAAUGCCAUCUCUUCAGACAAAACAACUCUCCAUGAAUUAAGUACUCUAGGAAAGGGAAUAGAUCAAGAGGGGAAGAUGGUGCUGCUAAGCUUGAAACUCACCCCCUCUGAGCCCUGCGAUCCACUAAGUUCUACCCUGAGGGAGCCCUUAGAUAUUAGGUCUUCCCUAAAGGACUCUCACACAGAAGAGCAGGAGGAACUCUCAGUGCUAUCCGGGGUCAUCAAGAGAUCUUCAUCCGUCAUAUCUGAUUCAGGCAUUGAGAGUGAGCCAAGCUCCGUCGCCUGGUCAGAGGCCCGAAGCAGGGCUCUGGAGUUGCCCAGUGAUCGGGAAGUCUUGCACCCGUUUGUUCGAAGACAUGCCCUCCACCGGAACUCCCUAGAGGGUGGACACACAGAAAGUAACACAAGUUUGCCAAGCGGCAUCCAGGCUUCUCUCACCUCCAUUAGCUCUUUACCUUUUGAGGAGGAUGAGCGGGAGGUGGCACUCACUAAGUUAACCAAGUCUGUAUCUGCUCCCCACAUCAGUAGCCCAGAGGAGGCUGCUGAAGAUGCAGACACCAAGCAGCAAGAUGGAGGUUUUGCUGAACCUUCAGAUAUGCACAGCAAGAGCCAAGGUUCCCCAGGAUCUUGCUCUCAACUUUGUGGUGACUCUGGAACAGAUGCUGGAGCAGACCAUCCCCCGGUGGAGAUAGUUUUAGAUGCUGACAACCAGCAGGGCCCCGGAUACAUAGACAUCCCCAAAGGGAAAGGGAAGCAGUUUGAUGCUCAAGGACACUGUCUUCCUGAUGGCAGGACUGAGAACACUCCAGGUGUUGAAACCAAAGGUCUUAAUUUAAAAAUACCACGUGUCAUAGCACUUGAAAACCCCAGGACCAGAUCUCUUCAUAGAGCACUUGAGGAAACCCCAAAGGGCAUGCCUAAAGACUUGAAUGUGGGUCAGCAAGCUCUUUCCAACAGUGGCAUCUCAGAGGUUGAGGGUCUCUCUCAACAUCAGGUGCCUGAAUUGAGCUGUACGUCAGCUGCUGACGCCAUCAGCAUGAACUCAACAGGCCAGCAAAGCCAAAGCGGUUCACCUUGCAUUACGGAUGACACAGCAUUUAAUAGAGGAGUGAAUGCCUUCCCGGAGGCUAAACAUAAAGCAGGCACUGUGUGCCCCACUGUGACCCAUUCCGUUCAUUCCCAGGUUUUGAAAAACCAAGAGCUGAAGGCAGGCACCUCCAUCAUGGGGUCCCAUCUGACUUCUGCAGAGACCUUUACUCUGGACAGCCUGAAGGCUGUGGAGGUUGUGAACUUAUCUGUGUCUUGCACUGCCACCUGUCUCCCUUUCUCAUCUGUGCCCAAGGAGACCCCUGCCAGGGCUGGAUUCUCUUCCAAACAGACCCUGUUUCCCAUCACCCAUCAGCCUUUGGGAUCCUUUGGAGUUGUUUCUACCCAUUCCAGCACGUUGGAUGAGGAAGUCAGUGAGAGGAUGUUUAGUUUUUAUCAGGCCAAAGAAAAAUUUAAAAAAGAACUGAAGAUUGAAGGAUUUCUGUACAGUGACUUAACUGUACUAGCUUCUGAUAUACCAUAUUUCCCACCAGAGGAAGAGGAAGAAAAUUUGGAAGAUGGAAUUCACCUGGUUGUCUGUGUCCAUGGCCUGGAUGGGAACAGUGCAGACCUCCGGCUGGUAAAGACUUUCAUAGAACUGGGGCUCCCUGGAGGAAAACUGGACUUCCUAAUGUCUGAAAAGAAUCAGAUGGACACAUUUGCAGAUUUUGAUACUAUGACGGAUCGGUUAUUGGAUGAAAUCAUUCAACACAUUCAGUUGUACAACCUCUCCAUAUCCCGAAUUAGCUUCAUUGGCCAUUCUCUUGGCAACAUCAUCAUCCGAUCGGUCCUCACACGGCCCCGGUUCCGGUAUUACCUCAACAAACUCCACACGUUCCUGUCACUCUCUGGGCCUCACCUGGGAACCCUGUACAACAACAGCACCCUGGUUAGUACAGGCUUAUGGCUCAUGCAGAAACUGAAGAAAUCCGGGUCUCUACUGCAGCUGACCUUCAGGGAUAAUGCUGAUUUGCGCAAAUGUUUCCUCUACCAACUAAGCCAAAAAACAGGGCUGCAGUAUUUUAAAAACGUCGUGCUGGUUGCUUCUCCCCAAGACCGUUAUGUGCCAUUUCAUUCAGCCAGGAUUGAAAUGUGUAAAACUGCCCUCAAAGACAGACACACAGGGCCAGUUUAUGCAGAAAUGAUCAACAACCUCCUGGGCCCUCUGGUUGAAGCCAAGGACUGCACUUUAAUCCGACACAACGUGUUCCACGCCCUGCCCAACACUGCCAACACCCUGAUCGGCCGAGCCGCUCACAUCGCUGUGCUGGAUUCAGAACUCUUCCUGGAGAAGUUUUUCUUGGUGGCAGGACUCAACUACUUCAAGUAGUGGCUUUGAGGGAGCAGGUCUUUGGUAAUGCUUACGAUCAGUGGAGAGCUUUAGCUGAGACCUGCUUUUACAGACCUCACCAUUUCAGAGUGAAGCUUCAACAGCAUUGGGGGAUGGAGGCUCGGGUGGAACCUGACAUGAGAGGUGCUUUUGUUUUGGAGAUUUGAGAAAGCUGAGCAAAUAGACUAAAUGACAACAAA
This is a messenger RNA of Pan troglodytes (chimpanzee), 4678 nucleotides long. It is a transcript of the gene FAM135B, whose product is annotated as family with sequence similarity 135 member B. Gene Ontology annotation, biological process: lipid metabolic process. The transcript is spliced from 21 exons. The record is from RefSeq and is a predicted model, not a curated record. The coding region runs from base 258 to 4478 and encodes 1406 amino acids. Lineage: Eukaryota; Metazoa; Chordata; Mammalia; Primates; Hominidae.